Molecule: messenger RNA, 2253 nt
Organism: Hyposmocoma kahamanoa
Lineage: Eukaryota; Metazoa; Arthropoda; Insecta; Lepidoptera; Cosmopterigidae
Product: probable ATP-dependent RNA helicase DDX5
Exons: 9
Coding region: 60-1538 (492 amino acids)
Cellular component (GO): cytoplasm; ribonucleoprotein complex; nucleus
Molecular function (GO): RNA binding; RNA helicase activity; ATP binding
Source: RefSeq, a predicted model, not a curated record
ACACGGUAACCAAUUAACUUAGUGAAGUUGCUACAAUCGUAUAUUCAGCGCGGAGAAAGAUGUACGACGAUAAACGUGGCGGACGAGGUGGUGGACGCGGGGGUGGCCGCGGUGGCGGCAGUGGAGGCCGAGGAGGUGGCAGAGGUGGGUCUCGUGGAGGCCGAUCGAGCGACCGUUCGUUGGACAGAGGAAGCCGUUUUGGCAGUAGUGGUGGCGGCCGCGGCCGAGAUGGAGGCGGCAGGGGUGGCGGUCGCGACAGCGGACGGGGUUUUGGUGGUAGCCGGGGAGGUCGGGACGACUUCCGCAGCGGCGGCAGCUUCAAGAACGAUCAGCCCGGUGUCAACUUGCGUAAAAUUCGCUGGGACACCGUCCAACUCACUCCUUUCCGCAAGAAUUUCUACGUCCCCCACGAAAAUGUUACGAGGCGGUCUGCGGCCGAGAUUGAGUCUUACAGAAGUCAGAACCAAAUCACUGUCAAAGGUCGCGAAGUGCCGGCGCCAAGUAUUUACUUUGAGGAGGGAGGGUUCCCUGAUUACGCUAUGAAAGAGAUUCUAAAGCAAGGAUUCCCUCACCCUACUCCUAUCCAAGCUCAGGGCUGGCCUAUUGCUCUGUCUGGAAGGGAUAUGGUAGGGAUAGCACAGACAGGGUCAGGAAAGACUCUGGCAUACAUUUUGCCAGCUAUUGUCCAUAUUAUUAAUCAACCAAGACUGUUACGGGCAGAUGGACCAGUUGUUCUCGUCCUAGCACCUACUAGAGAGCUUGCACAACAAAUUCAACAGACUUUGGUUGCGAUGAAUGGGAUUGCCGCCGAGAUGCUGGACCCAAAUGAGCCGGACUUGCCACACAUUGUGGCAAAUGACUUCGGUCAAAGUGUUCAAGUGCGGAACACUUGCAUCUUUGGAGGAGCACCGAAGGGACCGCAGGGUCGCUGCCUUGAAAGAGGCGUUGAGAUUGUCAUUGCUACACCUGGCAGAUUGAUUGAUUUCUUGGAGAAGGGUACAACUAACUUGAAACGUUGCACAUAUCUGGUGCUGGAUGAGGCCGACAGAAUGCUGGAUAUGGGCUUUGAACCCCAGAUCCGGAAGAUAAUAGAGCAGAUCCGACCUGACAGACAGGUACUCAUGUGGUCAGCAACCUGGCCGAAGGAAGUUCAGAAUUUAGCUGAAGAAUUUCUGGACGAUUACAUUCAGAUCAACAUUGGGUCUCUAUCGCUGUCAGCCAACCACAAUAUCCUUCAGAUUGUGGAUAUUUGCGAGGAAUGGGAGAAAGCUGAUAAGCUUGUCACCUUACUGCAGGAGAUAUCCUCCGAGGAAGAGACCAAGACUAUUGUUUUUGCCGAAACUAAGAGAAAGGUCGACGAAAUAACCAAAGCCAUAAACCGCGCUGGUUGGCGCGCGCUGGCCAUCCACGGCGACAAGAACCAACAGGACCGCGACUACGUGCUGGCGCAGUUCCGCCACACCCCCAACGGCAUCCUCGUGGCCACUGACGUCGCCGCCAGGGGAUUGGAGGCGCAUGCGUGCAGAGAUAAGGGCUAGCCGUGUGUUGCUGACUUCGAUUUAACGAUAGUUAUCAUUAAACAUAGAUUCUAAGGAAUCAUUAAUGAAGUAACGACAGCAUUGUCAGCGCACACUGUUUUGAGCAUGCUGCCUCUAAAAUUGUGGGAGGUGUAAAAUUAGUAGACAGGGCAAUGAUGGUCUUACAAAUUAGGCAAAUUCUUGAUGAAAAUCUAAUUAUAACAGAAAAAUUCUUAAAUAAUUAGUGGACAAAAGCGAGAGAAAGAAAUAAUUUUGUGUUUGUAAUGAAAACGGUAAGCAAGCGAAUGUCAUAAAGGAGAAUUUAUUAGCUACGAUUAGUAUAAAAGUGAAGAAGACGUCACUUUAUGGUUAGGCGUUAGUAAUAUAAAGGGGGAGUAAGACCAUCAAACAAAGAGCAAUACAUGCUUGGUUAGAUGUCAUGCGAGAUUUAGAAGGGCCUGCCCUACGCCACCUGACCGGUACAAGAUUUCUUUGGGGAUGUAAAGUCAGCACACCGCUCUUGGCCUCCAACACUCCGGAUGCACUGAAGGGCAUAAUACAGUUAUUUCCAGCUACCACCGGCCGCAACUAUCGAUGAAGACGUGGAAGACGUGAAGUUUGUCAUCAACUACGAUUAUCCGAACAAUUCUGAGGACUACGUGCACCGCAUUGGACGCACAGGUCGCUCCAGCCAUACCGGAACGGCCUAUACGUUGUUCACUCCUAACAAUUCUGC